AUGAGUCCAGCCGACUUAAAGGUUUUGUUUGAGGGAGUAGUCGAAGAUCAGAGUUGUGGUUCAGAGAAGGAGAUUGAGGGUUCGAAGCCGGUUUCUUCGCUAUUUAGUCGAUUGAGCCUGAUGCGAGCCUUGGUGAAGAUAGCCCAGCCAUCCCCAGUGCCUUCAGCUAAAGGGGUGGAGAGUAGUGGCUUUGACUCUUCUUUAUUAUUGUGUAGGCUUCCAGGGGCGAUUUGCACGGGCCCUUCUGCCAAAAGUCAAAUUCCUAGUCUCGGGGAGGUCUUUCCGGCUUCGGUUCUGAUUGCCAUAGGCACUAGUUUUGGGAGGGAUCCAAAUAACCAUUCGACUAUUUUGCAAUUGAUGCCUCAGGGUCAUGACCAGGUGGAUUGCCAUUUUCAGGAGCGUUUAUCGAACGAGUGGUUUGGCUGGUGCGAUUAUGGAAUCAACUCAAGGAAAGUAAGAAACAAGGUCAUCACCUUGUUGAUUGAAUAUCUCAAGAUUUUGGUACUCUUCUCAACAUGCGAUGCUGUAGAUUUCCACUAUUCCCUGUUUGGUGACUUCAAAUUAUCCCCUUCUCCGGAAUCAGAAAUGAGGCUCAAACAAAUGUUCCUUAAAUGCAAGAUUUUCCGGUUGCAUGGGAGUAUGAAGCCUGAGGACCGGAGAACAACAUUUCAGGCCUUCAAAUCAGAGAAGCUGGCUCUUCUUCUGUCUACUGAUAUUGCUGCUAGGGGUUUAGAUUUUCCAAAAGUUAGAUGUAUUAUUCAAUAUGAUCCUCCAGGAGAGGCAAUCGAGUAUGUUCAUAGGGUUGGGAGAACUGCUCGCCUAGGUGAAAAGGGAGAUUCUUUGUUAUUCUUACAACCGACUGAAAUAGAUUAUUUGCAAGAUUUGCAGAACCAUGGUGUAUGUCUUACAGAAUAUCCUCUUGUCAAGGUGUUGGAUAGUUUUCCGGUUCAUGGCAGGAAGCAAUCUGUAGAGAAGUUCGUCCCCUUGGAGUCGCAUUUCUGGAUCAUGUUCUUGCAGAAGGCUGUUGAAUCUUUUGUUGUUGCUGAGGUAUAGUCUUUUCACCAUCCCUCUUUCCUUCACUUUUGACCAAAACAAUAUUUUUCAGAGCAUACGAGCCUUCUUGACAAGGCCCUUAAUUUCAUGAUUAUGAAUGACAUGUCAAGUUGUCCGGGCGAAUAAAAUUUUGUCCAAUAGCUUUGAUUUGACAAUGCAAUCGAUCAUUCUUGGAAUUUUCAUUUAGAGAUGUUUGAGAUAAACAAUAGGAAUUAACUUUUUUUUU
Messenger RNA from Momordica charantia (bitter melon), 1279 nucleotides. NCBI's taxonomy places the organism in Eukaryota, Viridiplantae, Streptophyta, Magnoliopsida, Cucurbitales, Cucurbitaceae. The record is from RefSeq and is a predicted model, not a curated record.